Messenger RNA from Elgaria multicarinata webbii, 727 nucleotides. RefSeq names its product protein NLRC5-like. Lineage: Eukaryota; Metazoa; Chordata; Lepidosauria; Squamata; Anguidae. The transcript is spliced from 6 exons. Bases 218 to 727 code for a protein of 169 amino acids. The record is from RefSeq and is a predicted model, not a curated record.
GAUGUAGCCCCGUGUCAGCUCUUUCUGUCUAGUUAUCUCUUGUAUAUAUUUAUCUUUUGCUCUUUGAUGGCUACAAAACCCUGGACGCUGUUCUUGGCAGGGUUCCUCUCUAAAAGUGCAAAAGAUGGAUCUUUGGGCCCAGAAAAGUGCUGAAAAUGCAAAGCCCCCCUUGAGCAGUGCACCGACUGUACCACUGUAACCCAACAAGAUUUGCAGAAUGAUGAAGCCUCCAUUCCAGCUGGGUGGUGCUGACGUCCAGAGGGCCAUCCAGAAUGCUUGGCCCCAACUGGUGGACUUCCUCAGUCACCAUCCUGAGUGGGUGCUAGGGAAAGCCAAGCAGCUUCUCCCACGGGCAGACUUGAGUUGGGCUGAAGGAAUUGCCGACGAUAAAAAGAAGGUCUCGUUGGUCCUGGACUUGUUUCUCGGAGCUGCCGAUGCUGAGGUGCCUGUCUUCAAAGAGUUUAUACAAAGCGUCUGUAUGGAAUUCAACCUCCCCAUGGAGCUGGAAAUAGUAUUUAUGAGUGUGUCAGGAGAAGAUCAUGUAGCCCAAGGGCAAGAAGAUUUCGAAGAAGCUGCAACUCCGUCCCCACCAGCAACAGCACGUCUUGAAAGACGCCGUCCAUGGAGCUGCCCUUCCACGAGCAGCAAUGGCAAUCAAUCAAAGCAGCAACGGCUUGGCAUAUGUCUUGUUUGCAAGGGGGUGGGGAGCUUGGACUCUGGGGUCUGA